Neohortaea acidophila is the source of this 778-nucleotide messenger RNA. RefSeq lists its product as uncharacterized. The record is from RefSeq and is a predicted model, not a curated record. The coding region runs from base 209 to 688 and encodes 159 amino acids. The transcript has a single exon. Lineage: Eukaryota; Fungi; Ascomycota; Dothideomycetes; Mycosphaerellales; Teratosphaeriaceae.
GAUUACCAGCAGAAUUGGCCGGUCUCGCUUUCGAUGUGGCCGUCCAACUGCAAGCUGAUUGUACCGUCGGCGGCGUAUCUGCUCGUCGAAAGGGACGAGAACAAACAGUCUGAUCAGAUGGCUGCGAAUCUUCUCGCACCCCUGAAUCCGAACAGCCCCGGCGGGAGUAUUCGAUCUCAUCCCUUCUACGUUCAACAAUACUACAGGGAUGUUGUUGUCAGCGGCGUGGCUGCUUAUUAGAGAAAGGAGAUUGGAGAGUGCCAUUGGACCACCCAUAAACCUCCUUGCUGUCCUGUGCUCAGUAUCGCUCCGCCGAAAUGGUCAAUCUCAUUCCCACUUUGGCUAUCAAACUACAGGCAUGUCGUCGUCGGCACCGCGUCUGCGUGUGAUGAAAACGAAGAUGUGGUCUGACCACCCCUCUCCAUCGCCUCUGUGGGUACGACUACUCCACAUCUUCCAUCGCUUCGAAGAACACCUCUCCUUCACCAUCCUCCGACUCCUCCACCGUCUCCGCCACUUCGAGGCACUCCUGGCCCUUCCCGCUCUGGGUGUGACAUACCUCCAUCUGACCUGUCGACUUGCCUUUGCCAGGUCUGGAGAAGGUAUCUUGCACCUUCUGCAACUUGUGAAUGAAUUUCGCUGCUGCUGGCAAAAUAUUCUUGUUCCACUCCUCUUGCUGUCGAGUUAGCGCUUCUAAGGUGUCGAUCUGUUGGCUGACUUCUUGGAGGUUGCGGGUAGCAGAGGCUGUUGCUUCUUCAACCUGCGGGAUCAACCGGUC